This is a messenger RNA of Fimicolochytrium jonesii, 2278 nucleotides long. RefSeq lists its product as uncharacterized. The transcript is spliced from 12 exons. NCBI's taxonomy places the organism in Eukaryota, Fungi, Chytridiomycota, Chytridiomycetes, Spizellomycetales, Powellomycetaceae. Gene Ontology annotation, cellular component: membrane. The coding region runs from base 1 to 1863 and encodes 620 amino acids. The record is from RefSeq and is a predicted model, not a curated record. Gene Ontology annotation, biological process: protein localization to membrane; vacuolar transport.
AUGUCACAACGACGUUCGAAGUGGGCAGCGUUCGUGAUCUGCGUCUGUCUUGUAGCCAAAGCAACAGCGUUCUAUCUGCCUGGAGUUGCGCCGCACGACUACAAGAAGGAUGACAUUGUCCCACUGUUUGUGAAUGCGUUGUCUUCAGCAGCUACGGUUAUACCAUAUGACUACUAUGAGGAGGAAUUCAACUUUUGCAGACCUACCGAUAUCCAUGGGAAGAGUGAAUCUCUGGGGAGCAUUCUUUUCGGGGACCGUUUAAAGUCGUCCCCCUUUGAGUUGAAGAUGCUGAGAGACGAAGAAAAAUGCGUAACGCUUUGUCAUGCUACAUACAAGCCGGAGCACGCGCAGUUCGUCAACGACAGGAUUCGGGAAAAUUACUUCAUCCACUGGGAAGUGGAUGGUCUCCCUGCUGCCACCCUUUUUUCCGAGGCGGACGAUUCUUCCAGUGAGGGACCUUUCUAUAAAAUCGGGUUUGAACUUGGUCAUGUCGAGAACAACCUGGAGCUGCUGAACAAUCAUUACGAUAUCAAAAUCAAGUAUCACACCGUCGACAAAGUGAACUACCGAGUUGUCGGCGUGGAGGUGCAACCCAACAGCGUGAAGAGCUGUAACAACGACAAACUGCCCGUCAGCGGUGAUCCGGUGACUUUGAAGGACAGUGAAAUCACCGAGGUCGACUUUACCUAUACUGUCAAGUGGGAGGAAUCAACCACUCCCUGGGCUACGCGUUGGGACAACUAUCUGCACGGAUACGAUCCAAAGAUUCACUGGUUCAGCUUGGUGAACUCUGCGGUCAUCGUUUUGUUCUUGACGGGAAUGGUCGCAAUCAUUCUCCUCAGAGCUCUUCACAAAGAUAUCGCACGUUACAACGCUGUGGAGGCCCAGGAGGAUGCUCAGGAGGACUUUGGUUGGAAGCUCGUGCAUGGCGAUGUGUUCCGCGCGCCACGGUAUGCCAUGCUCCUCGCUGUGCUGAUAGGAAGCGGCGCGCAGUUGUUUUUGAUGGUUUCCGUCACAUUAGCCUUCGCGGUUCUUGGAUUCCUGUCACCGUCAAGUAGAGGGUCGCUCUCCACCGUCAUGCUCGUCUUCUACGUGCUCUUCGGCAGUAUCGCCGGUUACACGUCUGCUCGCUACUACAAGAUGUUCAACGGCGAGAAAUGGAAGAGGAGCGUGGCUCUGACGGCAUUGCUGGUUCCAGGAACUGUUUUCGGAAUCUUCCUCAUCUUGAACUUCUUCCUCAUUGGGGCGAAAUCUUCCGGCGCCGUGCCAUUCGGAACGUUGUUUGCGCUCAUGUCGAUGUGGUUCCUGAUUUCGGUCCCAUUGUGCUUCUUGGGAGCGUACUUUGGAUUCAAGAAGCCCAAAUUGGAACACCCAGUUCGCACCAACCAGAUCCCUCGCCAAAUCCCCGAGCAACCUUUCUACCUCCGACCCCUGCCUUCGAUCCUCAUGGGCGGCGUGUUACCAUUCGGCGCGAUCUUCAUCGAGCUGUACUUCAUCCUCGCGAGCCUGUGGAAUGACAAAGUCUACUACGUCUUUGGCUUCCUCUUCCUGGUGUUUGUCAUCCUGGUGUUGACCUGCAGUCAGGUCACGGUGUUGAUGUGUUACUUCCAUUUGUGUUCGGAGGACUACCGAUGGUGGUGGAGAGCCUUCCUGACCAGCGGAGCAUCUGCUCUCUAUGUCUUCCUUUACGGGCUGCUAUACUACUACACGCGGCUCACCAUCGCGGACGUACCGUCCACGAUAUUAUAUUUCGGUUACACCUCCAUCAUGAGCAUCCUAUUCUUCCUUCUCACGGGGACGAUUGGAUUCACGGCUUGCUUCAAGUUCGUGAGGAAGAUUUAUGGUUCGAUCAAGAUCGAUUGAUUACGCAGUCGGUUGUGAGAUCAUCGGGUUGGAGGUCUGCAAAGGCGGUUGUAUUCCAAUGUCCAUAUUCACCAUUUUGCCGGUCCCGUAUUUUGAGAAAAAUUCAAUGGCACAUGAAAUACUGAAGCAAUAAAAACUGCCGUCCCAUCUUCCCAAAAAUGAAAGCACUGAUCCCACCUAUCUAGCACUAGGCGAGCUCGGCGGUAUGGUCGCACUCGACACCACCCCAGUCCCCCUCUGCAACAGCGCCGACGCCGCCAUUCUCCCGCCUUUCGCGUUCAGUCCGGUCUUGCCUAACCACUGAUUUAUAUGCGCGACCAGUUGGUUCUCCUGCGUGCCGUCUACCCAGAAGUGGUUUGCUUCUUUUACCACUACUGAGGUGAUGUUCUCUUUUGGGAGCGACUCGACGAACGUU